UUAGCUUGAUCCAAUGAGAUGUUCUGACUUAUCUCUCAGCUCUCUAUAGCUUAGUUCUACAGUGUCUUUGAUCGACUGCAACGGAUCAGCUUGUGUUAAUUCACAAUUCAUUAAGUUUUUUCUCCUGUAUUGCCAUUGUAGAUGGGCAAUUUGUCGUUAUUUGUGCGCCUGGUCAUCGCUCUGCUGGUUUGUUGUGCCUUCCCAUCACGUCUGCGCGCGCAAAGGCCGGGCCAGGUCGACCCCUUGACCCUGAAUACGGCCGACCCUCAGUGCUGGGAGUCAUCCUCGGUCCUGCUCUUGGAGAUGCGCACUCCGCGCAUAGCAGAUACCGUCCCUGCUUUCUGGGACCUCAUGGUGGUCUUGAAGUCAUCCGAUGAUCAGAGACACGCAACACUGUUUUGGGACCUCGCACAGACAUUUUGGGACAUUUAUGUGGAUUGUGUGUUGUCCAGGACGCACGGACUUGGUCGCCGCCAGUUGCCCCGUGUCCAUCAGCGCAUCACCACCCAGGGCUCUCUGUUCACUGACCAGUCCGUUAUCCAAGAUCAGCAAUCCAACUUCUCCAGACUACGAAGGUUUAGCCAAGGCUGGGUCAGGAUCAAAAUACAAGGAGUUCAGGACCGUGCAUCAAGCAACCUCGACACGAGCCAUAAGAAGAUAUCACCACUUUGUUUUUGAUACUUGGUUUACUUGCCUUAAUAUCUUAUUCCCUUGAACUUGACUAAUUGUUGGA
This is a messenger RNA of Engraulis encrasicolus (European anchovy), 733 nucleotides long. RefSeq names its product protein FAM237A-like. The transcript has 2 exons. The coding region runs from base 142 to 678 and encodes 178 amino acids. The record is from RefSeq and is a predicted model, not a curated record. NCBI's taxonomy places the organism in Eukaryota, Metazoa, Chordata, Actinopteri, Clupeiformes, Engraulidae.